Harpia harpyja (harpy eagle) is the source of this 1469-nucleotide messenger RNA. Its product is annotated as serine/threonine-protein kinase SBK2-like. Gene Ontology annotation, biological process: peptidyl-threonine phosphorylation; peptidyl-serine phosphorylation. The record is from RefSeq and is a predicted model, not a curated record. Gene Ontology annotation, molecular function: ATP binding; protein serine/threonine kinase activity. NCBI's taxonomy places the organism in Eukaryota, Metazoa, Chordata, Aves, Accipitriformes, Accipitridae.
CCCAGGACCAGGGACAUGGGGAAGAGGCGGAGCGUCACGCUUAGCCCCGUAAUGCCUGGCAGCCCCUCCGGCUGCUGGCCGCAGGCUGAACCCAGCCCGGAGGCUGCGGCAGUGGGAAGCGGUCCACGGCCGGCCGUCGGUGCUGCGCUGCUGGAGAAGCGCUCAGCAAUGGCCGAGAGCUCAGCUGCAGCUGUGGCAGCGGCAGGGACAGCGGCACCCACUGUGCUAGACGAGCUCCUGGAGAUCACAGCUCAGAGCCUGGUGCGCACCGAGGUGGCCGAGCACUAUGAGGUUAUUCGGGAGCUGGGCAGGGGCAAGUAUGGCCAUGUGAUGCUCGUGACCCACAGGCAGAGAGGGACUCCUAUGGCUCUCAAGCUGUUACCCAAAGCCAGUACCAAGCUGCACACCUUCCUGUAUGAGUAUUGCGUGGCGCUCUCCCUCGCCACCCACCCUGCCAUCAUCGGCAUGUUUGGCAUUGCCAUCGAGUCCAGCCAGUACUAUGGCUUCCUCUACGAACCAGCACUGCACAAAGACCUCAUCUCUAUCAUCAAACCCCGGGAUGGGAUCCCCGAGCCGGCCGCUAAGCAGUGCGCCAAGCAGCUUGUGAGCGCACUGGAGUUCAUCCACAGCCGCGGCCUCGUGUACCGUGACGUCAAGCCAGAGAACGUGCUGCUUUUCGAUCCCGAGUGCCGGCGCAUCAAGCUGACUGACUUCGGGCUUACGCGGCCCAAGGGUACCAAGCUCAAGCUGGUGGCCGGGGUGAUCCCCUACACCGCGCCCGAGCUGAGCAACACUGCCGAUGCUCAGGGGGUGCCCAUUGACACCAGCCUGGACGCCUGGGCCUUCGGCGUGCUGCUUUUCUGCCUGCUGACCGGCUACUUCCCCUGGGAGCAGAGCCUGCCGGACGACCCUUUCUUUGAGGACUUUGUGCUGUGGCAGGAGACAGGCCUGGACGAGGACCUGCCCCGCCAUUGGAAACGCCUGACGGCCGAGGCAGCCCUGAUGUUGCGGAGCCUGCUGGCCCUCGAUCCCGCCAAGCGCGGCCCAGUCGGCGGAGCGCUGCGCUACGUUGACCGCCCUUGGCGGCUGGAGGACGGGGGCGGCGAGGAGGCUGCGGCGAAGCCCUGAGAGCCCUGCUCCCCGUGGCGGGAGAGGAGGCCGGCGGCUCUCACCCUGCAAGGGGCUUCGCGGUGGUCCGGGGGUGAGAGGCCGCGGCCGCCCAGAGGGCAACUGCGCGGCUGCCAACAGAGCCAGGGUCCUUCCCCAGCUGACGGUCCUUGCCCCGUGACUCAGCGCUGCCCGCUGCCACCUCCUUGUGCUUCCAUGGGGCUUGGAAACAUCUCCCUUCUCUUGGAAACGACCGUCUUCAUGGGAAGCACCCACUGGCUUCCCGGCCACGGGGACUCCAGGGUGCUUUCUAGCGGCUGCGGCACCUGCCUUGUCUUGAAAUAGAGUGAAAUAUGUACUUU